AUGCCUAAAGCCAGUCAAAUACCCUCUAAAGCUAAAUCAUCAACCAAGGUUGAAGCAAAACCCAAAAUCUUGAUGCCCAAGUCAAAGAAAAAUGACAAGACUACAAGAGAACCCACACCCACACCUGCUCCUUCUCCAUCUAUAUCCUCCACCAUACCUACCUCAUCCUCCCCUGUUCCUACUGCUCCACUUCUUGUCAUUCCCAUCUCCAUUGUGCCUCCUCCUUCAAAAGCAACUACCCAUGCACCUGAGCUUCCUACAAAAAAUACCUCUAAGACGACAAAGGUCAAAGAAACUUCAAGAAAAUUCGUCAAGAAAAUGCCUGAGGCUGCUGCGCAUGUUGACACUGGAGUCAAGGAAUCUAUGAUUCAGAGGGAAUCAGGCACUACUGAUCAGGUACCACAUCCUGCUCCCAAGUUAGAUGUUUUGGCUUCUGCUAUAGAUGUUGCACCCCUAUAUACUCUUACAAUUACGAGUGAGAAGUCACCAGUAGAGAAAUUCAUAGGAGAAGAGUAUACAGGGGAUCUGGGAAAUAGCUAUAAUGAGGAUGAAAAAGAUAAUGAAGGUGAAAAGGAAGAAGAAGUUAUGACCAGUCAUGAGGAACAUGAAGCUCAAAACAUAGCCAAUGAAGAAGGAAAGAGUAAGAAUGAGGGAGUAUUUGGAGAUGAGAAGGAGAGUGAUACAGAGGAUAAGAUAGUUGAACAGAAAAAUAAUUCUGCAGAAAAAGAAAAUCUAAGUGAAGAAGAGGAGGUCUAUGAAAGUGAGGGAGAGGAUCAAGAAAGGUAG
Molecule: messenger RNA, 786 nt
Organism: Nicotiana attenuata
Lineage: Eukaryota; Viridiplantae; Streptophyta; Magnoliopsida; Solanales; Solanaceae
Product: platelet glycoprotein Ib alpha chain-like
Exons: 2
Coding region: 1-786 (261 amino acids)
Source: RefSeq, a predicted model, not a curated record